This is a messenger RNA of Triplophysa dalaica, 3501 nucleotides long. RefSeq names its product scavenger receptor cysteine-rich type 1 protein M130. The coding region runs from base 136 to 1032 and encodes 298 amino acids. NCBI's taxonomy places the organism in Eukaryota, Metazoa, Chordata, Actinopteri, Cypriniformes, Nemacheilidae. The record is from RefSeq and is a predicted model, not a curated record. The transcript is spliced from 6 exons. Gene Ontology annotation, cellular component: membrane.
UGCUGUUUUGCCUUUUUUCCUGGUUCCUAUGGUGACCGAGAAAGGACAUACAGAAACAAAAAAAGCAGAAACGAAACUGUUUUAUCGCUACGUAGACCUGCAGUCUCGGCUUUACUCCGUGGUUUACACUUCGUCAUGUGUGCUGCUGGUCAGUGGAGAUUGGCAUCAUAUUCUUUCACCAAUGGAAAUAAAAUGAGCAAAAUGGCGAGAACGCUUCUUGGCUUGAUAUUUGCCGUGCUUAUAAAUCAUUUCUUGUUUGCUGACAUUUGUUUUGCAGAGGGUUUCAACGUCAGACUGAUCAAUAAUUUGGAUAACUGCUUUGGGAGAGUUGAGGUCCUGCAUAAUGGCACGUGGGGAACAGUUUGUGGUGAAUCGUGGGAUAUUAGUCUUGCUACUCUGGUGUGCAGACAGCUGAACUGUGGAAGUGCUCUUACUGCUCAUGCUUGGGCUCUGUUUGGGGAAGGGAUUGGUCCUAUUUUGAGUCCUGUCGCUUGUAGGGGUGAUGAAUCUUCUAUUGAAGAGUGUUUUUUAGAACAAAAUGACUGUUUACACAAUCAAGAUGCAGGAGUUGUGUGUUCAGCUUCUCUACUGGUCAUCAUAAGUGCUGUGAUCAUAGCUGUGGUGUUUUUAUUAUGCAUCGCAAUAACUAUUAUCCUGGUGGUAAGGAGCAAAAGAAGACGUCAAAAACAGCAGAUAAGCUCCAGUGAUUGUAUCCAAGAUGUGGUUACCAUGCAUGACGUACCCCAUGAAGACAGGUAUAAAGAGAGUGAUGGUGAUGAUGAUGAUGACUAUGAGAAGGUAGAUGUUGAUGAAGACCGUGAAGAUCUGAACUCAAACACUGAGGAAGACUAUGUUAAUAUGAAUGAGGCUGUACAAACCAAUGUGAGAUCAGAUCAUUCAGAACAGGAUGUGAAUGUGGAAACUGAAGAUUCGGAAGGGGACUAUGUUAAUGUGGAAUCAGAAGAUUCAGAACAAGAUUAUGUGAAUGUGGAGAUCACAAAAGACAGAUGUCAAGUGGACAACAACUUUUAAGAUGCAUGAAAGCUGUUUUCAUAUAAAAGACAUGAACAGGUAAUACAAUGGAAUUACCACAGUGUGAUUCAAACCAAAAUACCAUGGAACUCUGUACUGCUCUUAGGAUCCUUGAGCAUAGCAACACUAAGGCCAUGAAACUCAAGACAAUUUUACUAAUGAAUACUGUCAAUGUCACAUUGGAGCAACAUAUCUGCCAAAUGCAUACUUGUAACUUUGCCUUGAUAUGUAAUAUGAUGGAAGAGUAACAUUUUAAAAAAUCAUACUGUGACAUCACCACUAUAAAUAGACUUUAAAAAUAAAAUUAAGGUUUUUGUAUGUAAAGUAAAAAUUGUGCCUUAGGCCUGGUUUCUCAGACAAGACUUAGCUCAAGCAGGACUAUUUCUUAGUUAGAUUAGGAUAUUUAAAUCACUUUUAUUGAAAUGCUUAAAAGUGAUACUUCACCCAAAAAUGAGAAUUCUGUCAUCAUUUGCUCAUCUUUGAGUUUCUCCAAAUGUGUACACAUUUCUUUGUUUUGAUGAACACAGAGAAAGAUAUUUGAAAUAAUGCUUAUAGCCAAACAGAUCUCAAAACCUGUUGACUCCAGUUUCAGACUGGACCUUCUUUUUAAAACACCAAUGGUGAAUAUAUAAUACAAUCUUUUUUUUCUGUUGCAAUAGCAUAACAUACCCUUUUGUUUUAUACAACAUACGGAGAUCCCAUUGAUGUCCUAAAUUAAAUAAGAUUCAUCAUUCAUUUAGUUUAACAGUUAAGUAUUUUACCUUUAAGUGUAAAGAUUAUUGCUUGCACACUUAUGUUGCUUACAUCUGUUUAGCAUUUGCUUUGUUAAGCUCUAGACGGAGAACCGGUGCUCUCGGUUGAGCCCUGCUUUGUUUCAGUUUACUUUUGCAACAUUUAGGGUUUUGGUUCCCUGCCAUUGUAUGGCUCGUUCAAUUUGAGACGACUGAUUUCUUAAUUAAGACACAUUAUACUAUAAAGGAACAAAAAACGAAAUAGAACAAGCAUAAAAAAUGUCAGUGUUUAUCAUUUAAUCUUACUAUGGAAGUCCAUUACCGCCACAUGAUAAAAGACAGGCUCUAAGAAGUCAUAAUUAUGAGAUUAAAAGAAACGAAAUUAUGACAAUAGCCAUUGUUGAUCUAGCUGUGAUGAAAUUCUUGCUUUAUCAGCAGAAAGGAAUGGAAUUAUGGAAGCCCAUUUUGGCCAUGUGAUGAAAAACAGGCUCUAUAUAUUCAUAAUCGAGAGAUAAUAAGUCGAAAGGAGAACCUAACUGUGGUGCGGUUCAAUAGUAUAAGGAAUGAAUGAAGGAGAUAGGGUCGGCGUGGCUGAGGAGAUUCUUCAUUUCUCAAAUAAAACAUAAGUCAAAAGUAAAUAAUAUUUCAAUAUGGCCUUCUUUCAUCGUUUCUUUUCCCAGCGUAUGUCCUCUAUGUGCCUUUGCGUUCUCAGCCAAACUUUGUAUCUCAAUCCUCCCCUCGUGCUGGCUUUUCUAUUCUUCUCGCCAAUCACUGUAACAAGAGACAAGUGUUUACAAUCAGCCUUUGACCUACUUAUUUCCUGCCGGUUUCCUGUCUCUCUCUCUCUCUCUCUCCAGACUUCGCUAGGACAUGCCUCCCCUGCCACACCAACGUACUGAUUAAAAUGGUGUAAAUGCAGCUCAGUUGUUAUACAAACCAAUUGCGAUUGGUUAUAUACUCUAACGAGGAAGACGGGACGAGAGCUGUGAGGCGAGGCCGGUGGCGUGAGUGAUAGUGGGAAUCAACCGUGCGCACACCGGUCCCGCAUAUCUCACAGAGGAGAUCGGGAACAUAAGAGGACGAGCGACAGGACUACAGACGAGAGAGGACCGGGCCCGGACUUGUGUUUAUGUUCUCGUGGCCGGCAGUUGACCGUGAGGGUGGGAAAGAAAGAAUCAACGAUCUUUUCAGCAGUCUGAGGACUAUCCGUUCUUCUCCACUUGUGAUCAACUGAGUAGCCGUUACAAACCUGACAGUGAUUAAAGUGCACAGAACAACCUUUCUUGGGCCCUAUGUGGGUCUCCCGCUUCAGGUCUUGUGAGAUGCUGGAGCCCAGGAACCUAAAUGACUCCAGAGCAAAGCAAUUACAAAAUGUUGUGUUUAGGGCCAUAUUCAAUGUCUAUGGAAUCUUUUUUUAAAGAUAUAUGAGCUUAAUUGAUCUUUCGGUCAGACUUCACUGGAAUGUUCAUUUAUUUGAACACAGGAACCUAUAGUUUAACGUUUUUAGCACUGGAUGCUGGCAUGGUCCACCUCACAAAUUUAAAGUGGGUGUACAUUUAAAAAAUACACUGCAGGCAUUUUUCAUAAGGCAGUAAGAGUUGGUUUUUAACACUUCCCCACCGUCCUUGGUUUUUGCAGUCCAUCUUGCUAUUAAAGGACACUUCCUCAAAUCUUCUUCAACAGGGUUAUGUUUUCUCAGAAUAGAGCUAGUGUUCAAAAUGUGUCAUUUGGAAUGAAG